UAACAUUCUGAAAUUUUGUAUUCAUUAAUAAUUAAUAUUUUAUACUAUUAUCUAUUACUGUGCACUGUGCAGGUAUUAAAAAUUUACAAUAUUAUGUGAAUUGUCAAGUCAUCGUUUUUUGAGUAGUCUUGCAUUCAAUAUUUCAAUCGUUAUUCAUAAAUCAAAGUACAAUCUAUUCAAAUAAUUACCAUUAAACAAUCUCUUAACUUAAAAUUAAUAAGUGUUAGCAAAUUGAAUAAACAAAAAACUUAUGAACUGUAUGAUUAUAAUGAUUCACAAUUUAUUCCCUAAGUUGCAAGUAGGUGUGGCAUAGUCUAUAGAGAUUAUGAUUAUCUCAACCUUUACAUGGUCAUUACGCAAAAAGUAAUUUGUAAAUCAAUAACUUUGCAAUAAACAAAAAAUAAUAAAAUAAAAUGAGUCCUAAAGUAUUUGUUAACAUCUUGACUUCUCCUAAGUCUUUAUUUAGGAAAAACAUAACACAUGGAAUAUAUGUUCAGCAAAUAUAUAGGCGCUGGAAGAAUGAAACAAAUCUACCGCCAAAAGACUUCUGUAAAUUACAGACUAUGCAAGACAUUAAACUAAAACUAUCUAAUAUAAUGGGUAUAUCUGGAAAAUAUGAAAACGAAGAUAGAGGUUGGUUAUCUGAAUAUCUACCGAAAGAACAAAAUGAUCUACCCCCACGCUCUAUGAAUGAUAGUUUUGAUAGAGCUAUAGUUCCUUUAAGCACUGAUUUGGCAUUGCAAAAUAAGUACACUACAACAUUCAAAAGCUUACGAAUAGGACGCCUUUUGGAAGAUAUGGAUCUUUUUGCAGUUUGGAUUGUUAUGAAGCAUAUUUAUAAUCCAUUGCAACCUCCGGAUGUCCCAACCCCAUACGUUGUUGUAACAUUACUGGUAGAUGAUGUCGUCAUAAAUGCUAAUCGAUUUCCAGAUAAAGAUUUAAUUUUAAGUGGCCAAGUAACUUAUGCUGGCAAAACCUCAUUAGAGGUUACUUUGUGGCUGGAACAAUUUAACAAUGAUAAAUUUGAACGUAUUACCAGAGCUCAUUUUGUAUUUGUUGCUAGAGACCCAACAAAUACAUCAUCUGUCAUGGUAAAUAAUUUAGUACCAGUAGGAGAGCGCGAAAAAAAUCUAAUGAUUCUUUCUGCAAAAAAAAACGAGGAUAGAAAAAGGGCUCGCCAAAACUCAAUAUUGAAUAAAAUGCCAACACCAGAAGAACAAUCACUUAUAUAUGACACAUUUAUGAAAACAGUUAAUAGUAAAGAGCCAAUAAUUGGUAAUAAAGUAUUACCAGCAAAUAGUGUGUGGAUGGAUGACACUAUGCUUGAAACUAACAUUCUUUGUCAUCCUGAAGAUCGAAAUUUACAUAAUACUGUUUUUGGUGGUUAUUUGAUGCGUGUUGCUACUGAACUUGCAUUUUUAGUAGCAAGUGCGCACAGCAAAACAAGAGUAACAUUACAAUCAAUUAAUAGUAUUACAUUUCGUAAACCAGUUCCAAUUGGUAGCAAAUUAAAGUUAAAUGGAAAGAUAUGUUAUACCAGUGGUAGAGUAAUGAUAGUAGAAAUUAUUGCAAAAGUUGAAGAACUUGAAAGCAAAAAAAGUCUAACUUCAAACUCCUUUUAUCAUGUUUAUGUUGCUCCAAAUGAUGUCGAUUCAGUAUUACCUCAGAACUAUCAUGAUUCGAUGCUUUAUAUUGAUGGACGUAGACGAUACUUGGAUUUUGUUAACUUUUUAGAAAAAGGACAAUCAGAAAAUAACUGACCAACUAUGAGAAUUAUAGAAUAUUUUAAGUGAGGAGUUCAAUAUUCACACAUUCUGUUUUAAUUUUUAAGUAUAUAAUGAAACUUUAAAACUAAGAGGGUAUUGCUGAUAGGUAAACAGUCAUUAUUCAAUUCCAAAGGAAGCUUAAAAAAACAACAGCUUUUUAUUAAAAAAAUUACCUCUUUAAUUUUAUAAACUUAAUAUUUUCAUUUGUCGCAUUUUUGAGUUUAUAAUUUGUUAACUAGAUACAGAUUAUUUUGUAACUAUUUACUAAUACAUUUUUUACUAAUAUAUCAUUUCUAGUAUUAAAAAUAUUUUUAUGUAAUUUGUGUUAAACUAAUAAUAUACUCAUAGAAUUAACUUUAGCUGCCAAUUUAUAGCAAGCAGCCACCAUUCUAAAAUGAGUUUAUUUGUAAUACAAAAAUUAUGUAUGUAUUGUAUGUUUAAUUACUAAAUAUAACUAAAAAGUUUAUACAUAAAAAUAUUAUAUGAUCAAAAUUUAUAAUUGUACCCUAACUUUGAAUGUACCACUAGAAUAGUUCAAGACAGUACAUUAUUGAAUAAACGAAUGGUAGAAGCUUAUGCUUUGAAUCCAUCAUCAUAAAUAUAA
Aphis gossypii (cotton aphid) is the source of this 2370-nucleotide messenger RNA. RefSeq names its product acyl-coenzyme A thioesterase 9, mitochondrial-like. Gene Ontology annotation, cellular component: mitochondrion. Bases 414 to 1760 code for a protein of 448 amino acids. Gene Ontology annotation, biological process: acyl-CoA metabolic process. The transcript has 10 exons. The record is from RefSeq and is a predicted model, not a curated record. NCBI's taxonomy places the organism in Eukaryota, Metazoa, Arthropoda, Insecta, Hemiptera, Aphididae. Gene Ontology annotation, molecular function: fatty acyl-CoA hydrolase activity.